Opisthorchis viverrini is the source of this 360-nucleotide messenger RNA. RefSeq lists its product as hypothetical. The record is from RefSeq and is a predicted model, not a curated record. Bases 1 to 360 code for a protein of 119 amino acids. Lineage: Eukaryota; Metazoa; Platyhelminthes; Trematoda; Opisthorchiida; Opisthorchiidae. The transcript is spliced from 2 exons.
AUGUCCAUAUUUAUGGAAGUAGCGAUGCUGCCUUCCCCCGAGGAAGGAUGGGUUAGAAAAGGCUGCUGUGGGGAAUGCACAGGGUUCGACAUUGUCCUCAAUCACCUAGCAGAAAGAUCUUUGCUGGUCUGGGUACCCGCUGAUAGUGGCACCUGUGAGUUUAUUCUGGCAACUUCCGUUAAGGAGUCUCAUAAGCGGGCAGCUGAUCGUUGUCCGCCUAUCAUGUCUGCUUGCGUCCCAACCGACGGUACCCUUGGUGCUUUCAAAGACAGCUCUUGGGACGCCACUGUCCUGUUACAGUGGACAGAAACUUUAAAUGUCGUUGUGGUUGCCAGAAAUUUGAAUACACAGUCUGGAUGA